AUGAGAGUUUAUCAAUGUCAUUUCUGCUCAUCGCCAGUAUAUCCACUUCAUGGAAUAACGUUUGUGCGUAACGAUGCCAAAGAGUUCAGAUUCUGUCGUUCUAAAUGCCAUAAGGCUUUCAAACAACGUCGUAAUCCUCGUAAAUUGAGAUGGACCAAAGCAUUCAGAAAAGCCGCUGGGAAAGAAUUGGUGGUUGAUUCUACUUUGACAUUUGCCGCUAGAAGGAAUGUUCCGGUUAGGUAUAAUAGAGAUCUUGUGGCUACUACAUUGAAGGGUAUGAGUAGGGUAGAAGAGAUUAGACAAAAGAGAGAACGUGCAUUCUACAAGAAUAGAAUGAAGGAUAAUAAAGAAAGAGAUUUCGCUUCGGAUAAGAAGUUGGUUGAAGAGAAUCCAGAGUUGUUGAGAUUGAGAGAAGUAGAAUUGAGAAGAAAAGCUGAGAAGCAAGCAGCCAAGGAGAACGCUAUGGAAGAGGAAGAAGUUGAUGUGGAAGAAGAGGGAGAGGAAGAUGAAGAGAUGGUUAGUGAAGAUGAAGAAAUGGAAAGUGAAAGUGAGAGUGAAAGCGAAAGUGAAAAAGAGUCUGAAAAGGUUAAACAAAAGGUAUUGUUGAAGAACAAGAGAAAGACAAGAAGAUGA
Molecule: messenger RNA, 633 nt
Organism: Lodderomyces theae
Lineage: Eukaryota; Fungi; Ascomycota; Pichiomycetes; Serinales; Debaryomycetaceae
Gene: RLP24
Product: ATPase-activating ribosome biosynthesis protein
Exons: 1
Coding region: 1-633 (210 amino acids)
Biological process (GO): ribosomal large subunit biogenesis
Cellular component (GO): nucleolus
Source: RefSeq, a predicted model, not a curated record